CCCUUCAUUGUUGGUAAGCAGAGGCAGCUAGCGACGAUGCCGUCGUCGGAAGGUGACGCUGGCGAUGUGCUGGAAGUUGGAGACCAUGACGACGGCAACAGCAGCUCCUCGUUCUCGUCCUACGACUCGGAGGAGUUCGGUCUCGUAGCGCGCAAGGGCUUCGCGCGCAUGUACGUGCUGUCUCGUAAUAUGGCGUCUAAGGACGAGACGGAGGCCAAGGGUGAGUCCUCUUCCAAGCGCGGGGGCUGGAACCUGCUGUAUGCCAGUGGACAGCACUAUUUCCGCGGCCCGAUCGAGCUGCCGGAGGACAUUCAAGUGCGUGACGAAGCGGAGGGAGACAACAGUCGACCUGCCACCUUCUUUGAGAGCAUCACGCGGCAACAUGAAGGAGGCGUGGAGCUUGCCGACAUUCCGAGGCUUCUGCCGUUGCUUCACGCGCAACAGGACUCACUCACUGCAGUCGACGACGUGGUGGAGCUGAGCUCGGGACAGCGAGACGCCGUGUACCAGAUGCUGGAGGUGGGCGAGUUCUUCGUGGAGGAGCUGGCCAAGCCCCGCACGA
Phytophthora sojae is the source of this 562-nucleotide messenger RNA. RefSeq lists its product as hypothetical. The transcript has a single exon. Lineage: Eukaryota; Oomycota; Peronosporomycetes; Peronosporales; Peronosporaceae. The record is from RefSeq and is a predicted model, not a curated record. The annotation marks the transcript as partial.